Messenger RNA from Numida meleagris (helmeted guineafowl), 1777 nucleotides. RefSeq names its product inositol 1,4,5-trisphosphate receptor-interacting protein-like 1. The transcript is spliced from 2 exons. The record is from RefSeq and is a predicted model, not a curated record. Lineage: Eukaryota; Metazoa; Chordata; Aves; Galliformes; Numididae. The coding region runs from base 157 to 1221 and encodes 354 amino acids. Gene Ontology annotation, cellular component: membrane.
UUGGCCACAGGCAGGGCCAUCAGCCUCCAGAUCUGGUACUAGACCAGGUUACCCAGGGCCCCAUCCAACCUAGUCUUGAACACCUCCAGGGAUGGGGCAUCCACAGCCUCUCUGGGCAGCCAGGGUGGGGCCGGGGCACCUGUGACAUCACAGGAGAUGACUCACAAUGAGGGGAGGGUAUCAAUGCCAUCAGCAGGCAGUGCUGGUGCACUUUGGCCCGGGCCAGCGACCAUGAAUUUGGCGUUUGUCCUCGCCUUCCUUCUGCGCCUUGUGCGCGGCGUUGGUGAACCGUUGGACGCGGACACGCUCGUCCGCAUGCAGCAGCGCCAGGUGUUUCUGCGAGAGCAGAUGACAUGGCAGCUGCAGGAGAUAGAGCAGCUGAACCAGAAGCUGACUGAUGUGCCAGCCCUGCCCUCCACUGACGUGCCAGUCCUGCCCUCCACUGCUCUGCCACCCUGGCUGUUUGGGGGCUUGGCUCCAGCACUCGUCUUGCUCUUGCUGCUCAUCAGACUGCUCGUGAAAAUAAGACGUCUCAGGAAAGUCCAAGCCGGAAGGAAGAAGGAGGAGGUGCAGGUUGCCAAGGAAGGGGAGGAAGACUCCGGUGAUGUUUCAUUUUUGAGCUGGAAGCCCACGUACAGGUCGGUGCACGAGCUGGUGGACGAACUCCUCAGUGUCUGCCAGGCAUUUCCAAGGAGUUACUUCAUGCCGCGGCUGCAGAUGCCGAGAGGGGUGAGCAUGGCCUUCGAAGGCAACAGUCUCGCUGAUGGGAACAUCGUCUACCGCCUGCUCGUGCCCCUGGGGCCACCCCCUGCACACACCUUCCACCUGGAACAGGACCCUGAAGGGGAGAGUGGGGCAAGGAACUCCCGCAUCCGCGUGCAGCUGCACUGCACGUGCGCACGGGAGCAGCCGGUGGGAGACAUGCCAUGCUUCCUCCACGACCGUAAGAGGAAGCUGUGGAGAGAGCGGAUGCCCAGCCUCCUACCCACCCUCUGCACCGACUCCUACCUAGACCUGCAGAAAACUGCAGCCUGGUUCCAGGAGCUGGUGACAGAAGCCUGGGCCGUUAUGCCUCAGUCAUCCGCAAUCCGGCUAGAGGUGCUGCCCUCUACUUGCUUCUCCAAACUCAGGCUGACCACCGCCUCCUCCAGGGUCUUCUGCAUUGAGCUCGUGCUCGCGGCACCACAAGGUGACUCGGGCUCCUUCCUCACCCUCGAGUAGGCAGGGGCCGUUGUUAGGAGCAGCAUGAGCUGGCCGCGGAGAUGCGCUGCAGCACAGACGCAGUCCUUCAAGACGCGGCCAGGCACGUCCGGCACAACAGUUCCCACCUCAAACAUCUGCAGCUCCACAUCCAUGACCUGGAGGGCACCAGCUUUGCCACCCAUGCCUUGAAGACAUCCGUCAUGCACCUCCUCACCACCCUUCUGGGCAAGCCGGCACAGGACACAUUUCCAGGCCCGCAGGCUGGGAUUCAGCCUGUGGUGGCUACGACGGGACUGAGACACCCGACUUGGCACGUGCUGCAGAGUUGGGCAAGCUGGACACAGAGAAGACGUCACUCUGUAGGCAGCUGGAAUUGCUCCAGCACGCUUUCUCCGGCGUAAAACCACACCUGGGGGAGCCGCAUCCCAUGCCGACAAAGAGGCUGCCGCAUGGACACCUGAAGAGACUCCUGUUGCCAGCGGGGCAGGGACCACUCGGAUUCCCCGAGAGCGUCCAUUUGCUCCGGGAGCUGCGGCCUCUACAGGAACACCAAUAAAUGGCUUUUUUGAAGAAA